This is a messenger RNA of Folsomia candida, 637 nucleotides long. RefSeq lists its product as uncharacterized. The transcript is spliced from 2 exons. The coding region runs from base 110 to 601 and encodes 163 amino acids. The record is from RefSeq and is a predicted model, not a curated record. Lineage: Eukaryota; Metazoa; Arthropoda; Collembola; Entomobryomorpha; Isotomidae.
UUCGGAAAGAAGGGAUGAAACAUCUAUUUAUCUUUAGUCUACUUGAUAACUUACUACAUACACACAUCUUGCUAAUAAAUAUACAUACUAAUAAUUUCUCUGCCACGAAAUGAUGUGGAUCUCCCAUAUUGCCACGGUGGGGUUAAUCUGUGCACUCAUUGUAAACGCGCAAGAAUGUCUUCCCUUAGAUCAGGACUGCUCAUUCUAUUCCCGCUGUCUCGAAACGGCCACGCCUUGCGGCCCAUCCGGAUAUGCGAUCGGACUUUGCGAAAAGAUUUGUCACAGAUCUCUCGCUGCAAAAUCGCAGUUUUCCCCAGCUGGACAAAAAUGGGCUAGGAGUACGACGUUCUGCCUGCAAAAUGUUCUCGUGCCCAUCGCCAAUGGCAACAUGACCUUGACCUGUGAUGAAAUAAAAACUUAUGGGUACAACUCGCAUCCGGAUUGUUAUGUAAACGCUGGAUUCUGCUCACUCCCAAUGGCAGACAAACUUUUGAUUUACAAUCUUAUCGAGGUUGAUUAUGAAGCUUUGCGGCAGGCUGCCAUUAUUGCGAGAUGGUGUGCAAGGCUGUAUUACAAUAGAAUUUUAAGUCCAGAAUUAUAAGAAUUUUACCCGAAAUAAAUUCGAUAUUGAAAUGCA